Messenger RNA from Fulvia fulva, 1335 nucleotides. Its product is annotated as putative mannose-1-phosphate guanyltransferase. The coding region runs from base 1 to 1335 and encodes 444 amino acids. The record is from RefSeq and is a predicted model, not a curated record. Gene Ontology annotation, biological process: biosynthetic process. Lineage: Eukaryota; Fungi; Ascomycota; Dothideomycetes; Mycosphaerellales; Mycosphaerellaceae. The transcript is spliced from 3 exons. Gene Ontology annotation, molecular function: transferase activity. Gene Ontology annotation, cellular component: cytoplasm.
AUGGCCACGUUGCAGGUGCCCAUUCGGGGCAAGUCAGGAGCUGCACCCUCGACGAAAGCAGUCAUAUUGGUUGGCGGUCCUUCACGAGGAACACGAUUCCGACCCCUCUCCCUCGACCUCCCCAAGCCUCUCUUCGAGGUCGCGGGACACCCCAUCAUUGAGCACUGCUUCGCCGCCAUCACACGAGUCCCAGAGAUCCGCGAGGUCUUCAUUGUCGGCUACUACGACGAGGGCGUCUUCCGCGACUUCAUCAAGGACUGCGGCCGCACACACCCCCACAUCAGCAUCAAGUACCUGCGCGAAUACCAGGCACUAGGUACUGCCGGCGGUCUCUACCACUUCCGCGAUGCCAUCCUCAAGGGCAGACCCGAUCGCUUCUUCGUCCUCAACGCUGAUGUCUGCUGCUCCUUCCCGCUGGAGCAGAUGCUGAGAUUGUUUGAAGAGAAGGACGCAGAGGCCGUGAUUUUGGGCACACGAGUACCAAACGACGCAGCGACCAACUUCGGUUGCAUAGUCAGCGAUGCGCACAGCAAGCGUGUGCUGCAUUACGUGGAGAAGCCAGAAUCGCAUAUUUCGAACCUGAUCAACUGCGGUGUAUACCUCUUCGCGACAGAGGCCAUCUUCCCAAGCAUCAAGAGCGCGAUCAAGAGACGGACAGACAGGCCACGAUUGGUCUCAUACCCAUCCUCGGACGCUCUCGACUCGCAGUACCUCCCCGCAGCGAACGACGACGACGAUGGUGGUGGAAAGAACGAGGUCAUUCGACUCGAGCAGGACAUCCUGUCAGACCUCGCAGAUAGCAGACAAUUCUACGUCUUGGAGACCAAGGACUUCUGGCGCCAAAUCAAGACCGCCGGCUCCGCAGUGCCAGCAAAUGCUCUCUACCUCAUGAAGGCGUUCCAGACUCAAUCCGAAGAACUCGCGAAGCCAUCCGCCAACAUCCUCCCACCAGUCUUCAUUCACCCAACCGCACAAGUCGACCCCACCGCGAAGAUUGGACCAAACGUCUCUAUCGGACCUCGUGCAGUGAUCGGCGCAGGCGCCAGAAUCAAGGAGUCGAUUGUCCUCGAGGACGCAGACAUUCGUCACGACGCCUGCGUGCUGUACUCCAUCAUCGGCUGGGGCAGCCGCGUUGGCGCAUGGGCACGCGUGGAAGGCACACCAACACCUGUCCGCGAGCACAGCACCAGCGUCGUCAAGAACGGCGUCAAGGUCCAGAGCAUCACCAUCCUCGGCAAGGAGUGCGCUGUGGGCGACGAAGUCCGCGUCCAGAACUGCGUCUGCUUGCCUUUCAAGGAGUUGAAGCGUGAUGUGGCCAACGAGGUCAUUAUGUAG